AUGGCGGGCGGACGCAAGGCCAAGCCAGCUUCGCCUUCUCGGCCAUCAAGCACCCUGGUUGUCGACAACGGCGGCUACACCUUGAAAGCCGGCUGCGUAGCCGACGGUCGCAUCGACGAGCCGCGCGUCAUCCCCAACUGCAUCGCUCGAGACCGCUCCAAGAAGAAGAUCUACGUCGCAUCCGACCUUGCCAAAUGCCCCGACUAUGGAGAGAUGCACUUCCGGCGCCCAGUCGAGAGGGGCUUCAUCGUCAGCUGGGAAGCCCAGAAAGAGAUCUGGGACCAAGAGUUGCUUGGCGACGGCUCUGCGAAGCGCGACCCCGCCGAGAUGCGUCUGAUACUAGCCGAGCCCCCCAACGGACUCCCUUCCCUGCAGUCAAACUGCGACCAGGUUGUGUUUGAGGAGUAUGGCUUCGCCAGCUAUUACCGUGGUGUUGGUCCGAGCUUUAACGCCUAUCUCGAUGCCCAGAGCCUUUUUCGCACCCCCAGAGAUGCUUCAACGGCGGCAAAUGUACCUGCAGAGGUCCUCUUGGUGGUCGACUCCGGCUACUCUCACACGACCGUGACGCCGUUGCUGCGCGGACAACCCCUUCACUCUGCCGUGAGGCGUCUGGACGUCGGAGGCAAGCUCCUGACCAACUACCUGGCGCGCCUCCUGUCUCUCCGGCAUUUCGACCUGCGCAACGAGACAUAUAUCGUCAACGAGAUGAAGGAGGCCGCGUGCCACGUCUCCCUCGACUUCAAAUCCGACCUUGAAAAGACGUGGAAGGGAACAAGGGGCGAGACCCGUCCCUCGUACCUGGCAGGCGCGGGCGUCUUCAAAGACUACGUCUUGCCAGACUUCCACGCGAGGCCGCGCGGCCUGUUGCGAGAAUACGACGCCGCAAGACACGGCAAGACGAGGAAACUGGCCGCGCCCAACCACGACGGAGACGAGGAUAUUCUGACCCUUGGAAACGAGCGCUUCGCCGUGCCCGAGAUUCUCUUCAACCCGUCCGACAUGGGCACGCGCCAACCGGGUCUGGCUGACCUGGUUCGCCAGUCGCUGCAGGAGCUGCCCGUGGGCCUGUGGCCCGGCCUGCUGGCCAACAUUGUCGUCGUCGGCGGCAACUCGCUCUUUGAUGGAUUCGUUCAGCGUCUCCAGAAGGAAGUGGUGCAGCGAUUCCCGGAUGACUGCGUGGUCCGCGUGGCGCGCCCAGCGGAUCCUAUCACGAGCACCUGGCGCGGAGCUGCCAACCUCGCCACCCAUGCCGAUAUCGAGAAGCUGGUCGUGACAAAGAUGGAGUAUGAUGAGCUUGGCCCGACUGUCGUGGCGCGCAAAUUUUCCGCCGGCUUCGAUGCUGCCUAA
This is a messenger RNA of Ustilaginoidea virens, 1347 nucleotides long. RefSeq lists its product as uncharacterized. The record is from RefSeq and is a predicted model, not a curated record. The transcript is spliced from 2 exons. Gene Ontology annotation, cellular component: Swr1 complex. Gene Ontology annotation, molecular function: nucleosome binding. Lineage: Eukaryota; Fungi; Ascomycota; Sordariomycetes; Hypocreales; Clavicipitaceae. Bases 1 to 1347 code for a protein of 448 amino acids.